UGUUGGACUUCAGAACUUUGAUCGGUCCAGUUUCCAGCUGAAACCUUGAGCAUGAUCCGCUGACGGUCUGAGGACGAACCGGACCGGGCUGAAGAAGAAGAUGAUGAUGGAGGCGGAGCAGCCGGGAGGCGGAGCUAAAGAAGACUCUCGUCCAAUGGAAGCAGGCGGCGAGCAGAGCGAUGGCGACUCCACGAAGCCGCGGGUUGCCAUGGAGACGGAGCCCAGCAGAGAACCUCCAGAACCUCCAGUGACGCUACAGAAGCUGCAGACUGGACCUGUGGUGGUUCAGGGCAGCAACCAGAACUCGGCCAGUGAGAAGCUGCAGAGAGUCCGCAAGUGGAGCAUCAGCAAGUACAAGGUGACCCGGCAGGCCCUGUCAGAGAAGCUGGGCCGCGGCUCUCGGACCGUGGAUCUGGACCUGGAGCCUCGACUAGAGCUACUGCAGGAUGACCGGCAGCGCUACAGUCACAUGACCCGGCUCGCUCAGACACUAGCCAAUCAGCUCGCUCAGUUCACCGUUACCCAGAAGACCCUGGGAGACGCCUUCACCGAGCUCAGCCUGAAAACGCCGACACUGCACGUGGAGUUCGGCGCGAACGCUGAAGCUCAGAAGUUUGUGUCGCGGAGCGGCGAGACGCUGGCGACGGCCGUCAACGCCUUCACGUCCGACAUGAACACGCUGAUCACCAAGACGAUGGAGGACACCAUGAUCAACGCCAAGCAGUACGAGGCGGCCAGGGUCGAGUAUGAUGCGUACCGGGUCGACCUGGAAGAGCUGAACCUCGGACCGCGGGAUGCCGUCACUCUGCCCAAACUGGAGCAGGCCCAGAAGAACUUCCAGAGCCAGAGGGAGCGGUACCAGAAGGUCCGAGACGACCUGUCGGUCAAAGUGAAGCUGCUGGAGGAGAACAAGGUUAAAGUCCUCCACAACCAGCUGUGGCUGCUCCACAGCGCGGUCGCCGCCCACAGCACUUCCUGUCACCGCUUCCUGGAACACAACAUCCGACAGGUGGAGCAACACCUGAGCGACGCUCCGUCCUGGUUGGAGGAGAGCUGACGGCUGCAGGUCCACGGGCUGGGGGGAACCGGUGGGCUGGACGGGGCGUUCUGAUUGGUGGGUUUAUUUAGAGCAGAGCCACCCUCUGAACCCGACAGGUUAGAAUCAAAGCAUCAGCGGGUCACACCUCGUUCAGCCGAAGCUGUAACAGAACCGUCCGACUGUCUGUGAACUCAUCGUCUGAGAACCUGAAUCACUUCAAUCUUCUCGUCUCAUUUGAAGCUCUGCCAAAAGUAAACUGUUGCUCAAACUAGAUCCUACAAAAAACUAGAAGUUCUGGGGUCCUCGGCGUAGCCACGAACCGGGCCGACUGAGUCCGGUGGGAAACAUCAGAACUUUCAGCUGAACUGCAGGCAGUGUUUCCACAGAGCCCAGAGGACAGAACCAACGAACCCGUUAGACGUCUGGAAUACAUGGAGACGUGUUCAGUGAAACAUCUGGAAACAUGGUGGCUCCGGGUUCCAGUUCCUCUCUGGUUCCCUCUGACGUCUCUGAGUUCUGUCUCCCCAUGAGGUUCUGGUUCCUCAGAGCUGCAGGACUUGAUGCUGAAACAUGAACCUCAGUGAGUUCACGAGUCAGGAGCUGCUGGUUGGGUUCAGAGGGUUGCUUCUGUAGUUUGGGUUGGGGGUUCUGCAGCAUCUGUUGGGCUGUUGGCUGCAGAACCGGGGCUGUGUGGGUGUUUGAGGGUUUUCUGGGUUCUGGAGAGAAACAUGCAGGAAAUGAUCCUGAACCGGUGCUCCGUCUCCGUCUGAUGCUCUGAGGCUUGAAGCUUCUCUUUGAACUUCAGAACUCCUCGGCCGACUCAGCAGCACCGUUAAACAUCACCGGUUCAGGAACUCUGUCCAAAGCUCAGGCCGCCUGAAAUAUUCCAGGGCUCCACGCACCAUCAGCCAGAGUCCAGGUGGACCAGCUCACCUGGUUCAGGGAACAUCUGCAGCUUCCUGUGAUGACUGCGAGGCGUUCAGGGAACACCAGUAAACAGUUGAAGACCUGGAUGAAAGCAUGUAAAAGUGACUUUGGAGCCCUGAAUGUGUCACGCUGAUGUUCUGAUUGACCUUGAAGCUGUUCUGGUGAAGUGUAUGAAUGUUUCUUGUUUACCUCAACAACAACAACAACAACAACACGUUUGUGCAAUAAUGACCAAAGAUGUUUCUGGUCCUGCCGGUGACACCAGGUGUCCCACCUGAGCCGAGUUUAAAAGGGAACUUUCACUCAGCGGUACCGAGCCUCUGGUGGUGCGUUCAGGGACCAGGAUCAGCUUCAGACUGAACUCCACCUCCAGCUGGCAGAGUUAGAUGUUUUGUUUGGUGGGUUUGUUGAGGUGCUGCUGUUGGGAUGAGUGAUGCUCACUCACCAGCUUCAUCUUCUUGAGCUUUCAGCUGCAUCUUUGAUGGACCAGCGAACCUCGAGUUCAGCGUUUUAAGCAACCGCCAUCGUUUCUGAGAAAAACCUCAUGAGUGGAUCUUUAGUGUCAAGAUUGAUAAUAAAUGCAAUAAAUGUCAGCUGAUUAUUCCAGAUGUUUAUGCUGUGGUCAUUAGAGAAGAGCGAGCAGAUGUUGAGAAGCUGUCGGACAUGUUGGAGCCUCACUGCCUUCCCUGAACCGUCCCUGAAACAUUUAAAUCAAAUAAAUGUGUGAACAGUGAACAGCA
Stegastes partitus (bicolor damselfish) is the source of this 2706-nucleotide messenger RNA. RefSeq names its product arfaptin-1-like. The transcript has 8 exons. The coding region runs from base 101 to 1057 and encodes 318 amino acids. Gene Ontology annotation, biological process: regulation of Arp2/3 complex-mediated actin nucleation; intracellular protein transport. Gene Ontology annotation, molecular function: protein domain specific binding; phospholipid binding. Gene Ontology annotation, cellular component: trans-Golgi network membrane. The record is from RefSeq and is a predicted model, not a curated record. Lineage: Eukaryota; Metazoa; Chordata; Actinopteri; Pomacentridae.